UGAGAGGAGCAGGAGUAGUGAGAGGAGCAGGAGAAGUGAGAGGAGCAGGAGUAGUGAGAGGAGCAGGAGUAGUGAGAGGAGCAGGUCCAGGGAGAAGAGCAGGCCUAAGGAGAGGGCAAGGUAGAGGUAUAAGAAUGCGUGGUGGUGGCAUUCUAAGGGCUACAAGGGCAGUGGUGAGUGAUGGAAUUCGUGCCACUAUCAUUGACCAUGUGAUAAACCACGGUCUUUCACUAAGGGAGGCUGGUGAAAGAGUACAGCCCAAUUUGGGGCGGUCAACGGUUGCGUCAAUUAUACGCAUCUUUCAACAAACCAACAGAAUGCAACGUCUUCCUCCCUCUGGGGGAAGAGGUAAGCUCCUUAAUCAUCAACAAGAGCUUGCCAUAGUAGAUAUGGUUGUUGCAAAUAACGCAAUUAAACUGCAUGAGAUUCAAAGCAGAAUUUUGGAGGACCAAGAGAUAUUUCACAAUAUCAUUAGCAUCAGCCUCGCAACCAUUACGCGGACAUUGUCCAAACACAGAGUGCGGAUGAAACAGCUCUACACUGUUCCCUUUGAGAGGAACAGUGAGCGAGUCAAGGUGCUACGACAAAAAUAUGUCCAGAGAGUUAUGGAAUUGGAGGCCAACCAGGCCCCUCAUGAAUUCGUAUACGUGGAUGAGGCAGGAUUUAAUCUGGCCAACAGGCGUCGACGUGGAAGAAAUGUCAUUGGAAAAAGGGCCACAGUUGAUGUUCCUGGACAGAGAGGGGCAAAUAUCACUAUGUGUGCGGCAAUUUCAAAUGCAGGAUCACUCCUCCACAAAUGUCCGGUUGGACCUUACAACACCGAGCGCCUCCUUGCUUUUCUCGAUGAUCUCCACCAGCGCCUGGUUCCAGAGCAGGAUCAGGAGGGUGAAAACAGGAGGACCUUCGUUAUCACCUGGGACAACGUGGCCUUCCAUCACUCACAAGCAGUUACAGCAUGGUUUGAGGUCCACCCAAGACUGAUUCGUCUAUUUCUUCCACCCUAUUCACCUUUCCUCAACCCCAUAGAGGAGUUCUUUUCUACAUGGAGGUGGAAAGUCUAUGACCAUCAGCCACAUGACCAAUUGUCCCUCCUUGAAGCCAUGGAUGCUGGCUGCAGGGACAUCACAGUUGAUGAUUGUCAAGGGUGGAUCAGGCAUUCCAAGCGGUUUUAUCCAAGGUGUAUCGCCUUGGAUAACAUCAGAUGCGAUGUGGAUGAAAACUUGUGGCCUAACCCUGAAGAUCGCAGGGAUUAGAUAAAGGAAUUUUGUGCUUUUUUUUAGUUCUCCCUUUUUACUGGGCUUUUUGCUGUUGCUUUUUUGUUCAUGGAUAUUUUGUUAACUUUACAGUAAACAAUACUGUAAAACGUUUUCUGUUGUAUCAUACUGUAAACAGUAUUUCUACUAUACCUCCUGUAGUAAACAGUAAAGAAAAAAAAACUGAUUAGCUUUU
Messenger RNA from Gadus morhua (Atlantic cod), 1449 nucleotides. RefSeq lists its product as uncharacterized. The transcript has 3 exons. Bases 135 to 1253 code for a protein of 372 amino acids. Gene Ontology annotation, molecular function: nucleic acid binding. Lineage: Eukaryota; Metazoa; Chordata; Actinopteri; Gadiformes; Gadidae. The record is from RefSeq and is a predicted model, not a curated record.